Messenger RNA from Labrus bergylta (ballan wrasse), 5610 nucleotides. It is a transcript of the gene sack1hb, whose product is annotated as family with sequence similarity 83 member Hb. Gene Ontology annotation, biological process: signal transduction; intermediate filament cytoskeleton organization; protein localization to cytoskeleton. Gene Ontology annotation, molecular function: keratin filament binding; protein kinase binding. NCBI's taxonomy places the organism in Eukaryota, Metazoa, Chordata, Actinopteri, Labriformes, Labridae. Gene Ontology annotation, cellular component: keratin filament. The record is from RefSeq and is a predicted model, not a curated record.
AAGCCCAGCCUAACAGGCUGCUUCCUCAUUCAUUGUGCCGUCCUGCUCUGUAUUAGCGGAGACUCUGGAGGUCUUUCCACCGCCCAGUGAAGCUCUCAGCCCAGGCCUGUGGUCUCGACUGUCUGCGCUGCUCAGUACUGGAAUAGGGGGCACGCCGGGGGUCUGGGUGGAGUUCUUGCCCGAUCUGAGGAAUGUGACGCACGGACGGGAAGGAACUCACAUCGGCGGUUUCACGGAGGUGGAGCGAUACUCUUUGGUAGAAAGAUACGACAGGAGACGAGCUUUUCUUUCGGACUUGGGAGGUUAAAAUGUACCUCCUUUAACUCUACUCAACCCUGAAUCAGAACUUUUGGUCCCAACUCUCUUUCCAAAGAUGCCAAAUCGAUCUCAGAGUUCAUCGAUUGGGGAAAACCCUCUCGACCCAAACUACCUGCCCCCACAUUACCGUGAGGAGUACCGUCUAGCUAUUGAUGCUUUGAUAGAAAAGGACAUUAAGGGCUACUAUGAGUUCCUCCAGAGCACAGAUGUGGUGAAUUUCCUGGCACAGCCGGAAAUUGAAUUUAUUAAGUCCACAAUCCAGACCCCUAACCUAUCAUCGAGCGUCCCAGAGCUGACAUACCAUGAAGGAGGUCAUGAGGUUGAUGGCUCCUCUGAUACCUACUGGCCGAUGCAGUCCGACCUGGCUGCACCGGGGCUGGACCUGGGCUGGCCACUGCCACAGCACAGCUUCCGGGGGCCCACAGAGGUCACCACUCUGGUCAACCCAUCUGACCCAGACAUGCCAAGCAUCAAGGAGCAGGCCAGGAGACUCAUCAAGAAAGCAUGCCAAGUUAUUGCUGUUGUGAUGGACAUAUUCACAGAUGUUGACAUUUUUUCCGACCUUUUGGAUGCAACAGCACGACAUGUUCCUGUUUACAUUCUGUUGGAUGAGCAAGAUGCCCAUCACUUUGUCUCAAUGGUCGUCAACUGCAAGGUCAACUUGGAUCUAAAUCCUAUGAUGCGAGUAAGGACUGUGGGAGGAAUAACCUAUCAUUCACGGAGUGGGAAAUCAUUUAAAGGGCAGGUGAAAGAUCGUUUCCUUCUGGCUGACUGCAGUGCUGUACUAAGUGGCAACUACAGUUUCAUGUGGUCUUAUGAGAAGAUCCAUCGUUCCAUUGCCCACCUCUUCCUCGGGGAGCUGGUUUCCACCUUUGAUGAAGAAUUUCGUAUUCUCUUUGCUCAAUCAGAGCCUCUAGUCAUUGACCCAUCUGAUCGGCCACUUGCAGUCUCUGACACCAGCAGUACUAGCAGUUACUUUAGCAGCCAGUACGGUUUCAAGAGGACCCAGUCCUUGCGUGAACCCAUCGGUUUCCGCAGGCUGCCUGAGAUUACCUCGGGCUUUCCCUAUGGAGACUCUGCACUUCCUUUCCGGAGGAAUGACCCAUUCCGCCACACCGCUGAACCUGGAGCAGGAAUUACAAUCGGGAAGUAUUCACAGCAACAGUUUCGUCUGCAGCAGUCAUAUCUGGAGCAGGGAAGGUCCAUAGUGUCCCGGCAGAUGGAGAUGAGUAGCAGUGCCUUUCAGAGGCACAGCUAUGCGGAGGGAACCCAGGAAAACUACUCAUCCUCAAGGCAAUACAUGAAGCACAGAGUCAUGAACAAUCUGGAUGAGACAGACUUCCACAGGGAGCAGACCAGAAGUAGCAAUGAAGGGCCUGGGCCAGGUUCAGGCCAUGGACACCGAGGUCGCCAUUCACAUCUCUCUAUCGAUCAGUAUUCAGACUCAAGUUUUCGCUCAGAUAAAGAGCCUCCACCAGGAAAUCAUGGCAGAGACUACUUUUCAUCAGAGGAUUUGAGAGGACCUGAUGGGCACCAGGCUGCUCCAUUAGCUGGGAGAUAUGGAGGAGGGUCUUCUCAAAAGAGGCCAACAAUAGGUCAGGCAUAUGCCUGUCAGAACUCACCCACACAGCCCCAUCCACCAGAGAAGCAACAUUUCCCCAAGGAAUCUGAUCCAGAGCAUGAAGAAGAUGCAGAAGCUAGGCAUGGCAUGAGGAAUUGGAGAAUCCAUUCCUAUCUAAGCUCAUAUGAGGAAGGUGUAGAGGAGGGUCUUGCUCAGCCUUUGGGGCCUGAUGCAUUUGAAGAUCCUCAACCAUCUCAACAGCUAACUGACCCAGAAAGUUCUGCUCGCUUUGGAAUAAAAGAGCAAGAAAAUGUUCCCUCUAAACCCAGACCAGAUGUCCUGAGACCCCGCUUUGGUAAGCCCAUUUUACCUGAGAGCAGCAGUAAAGACCUUGUAUCAACAACAACAACAAAGGAUCUACUUCCGUCAGUCAGUGACUUAAAACCAUUUGCACUGGAGAAAAAGGAGAGGGAGGCUGCAAAAGAAAGGGAGAGGGGGACAGAUAGGGGUGCACCAAGGGAGGUUGGUGCUGAUGUGGGGAUGAAAGAGGGUCCGGACCGCCUCUUAUCCAAACAUGAAUCAUUCCGCACACGAAAUAACCCACUCCUCCAACGCAGUUCUCGACUGCGUUCUUCACUGAUAUUUUCAUCUUCCAAGGCCGAAACGCACAGUGGUAGCUUAGGCCUUAAACCAGCAACAGAGAUAGACGAGGAGUUAGACUCAGUACGCACUUCUUCAAUUGUGGCCCAGAUCCUGGAGAAGAGAAGAUCACUGACUCGUGAGCCUUUUGAUUGGAGAAAGAAGGCGGAGGAAAAAGAGAAGGAGAAGCAAAAUGAGAUCGAGAAACCGAAAGAAGAACAGCCAGAGGAAAAGAACACUGUUUUGAAAGAUGACAUUCAAGCAAAAGCUGAAUCUCAGAAAACUAAGGAAGAGGAUAAGACAUUACCAGCUGUCGAGAAAUCUAAAGUAACAUCAGCAUCUUUGAACAUGAAUGACCCAGCUAGUCGACUACAGUAUUUUCAAGACCUUGCUGCCAAGAGAAAAGCCUCAAAAAUGGGCACAGAGUCAUCGCUGAAAGACACAGAGCCUGCUGAAAAAAAGUCAGACCUUAGCGAUACACCUCCCAAAAACACAGCUCCAGAAAUCCCAACAGUUUCUAUUAGUUCAGCAGAAUCUGAACCAAAGAGGCCAGACAUAUCUGCAAAACUGGCAGAGCUCACUCGCAAACCUUCAGUUGGUUCCUCAAAACCACCAAUAAUCACUGCCAAGCCUUAUGUGAGCAGCCAGAAGCCUCCAGAGACAAACCAAACUCAAAAAGAGGUGACUGCAUCAGAGGGUCAAAAGAAGGAUAUAUUUAAGUCCCUAAAGCCACUUGCUUCGCCAAAGCUCUUUAGGAAGGACCCACUGAAGCUUAAAGCGCUGAAUCCUCGUCGUAUCUCAUGUGGUGAAGAGGUACUGGCAACAGACGCAACAGAUGCAGAGAAGAGUGAACUAAAAAAGAGCCGCUCUCAAAGUUCAUCCACUCUGCCACGUGAUGACUCAAAGGAAGGACUGCAAAAGGUUAUGGGAUCUAAUACAUCCAUCAACACUCUUGGUGAGGCAAAAGGUGAGGGCAAGACACUUGACUUCUUAAAGAAACAGACUCAGAGGCUCAAGGGAUUCCUGGGGCCAAAGGAUAAAGAAAAGAAAUCAUCGGGAGAUGAUAAGAGCAUGAGCACGGUCAUGGAGAUCACUGAUGAUUCAAGCAAAAAGCCAAGUUCAGCAGGAAAAAGUACAGGACCUACUACUACUGAUCCAUCUUCAGCCAAUCACAAGACAACAACUAGCACUUCAGGCCCAACCCGAUACCAGGCCCAAGGCGGCUCUGUUAUUUUUAGUAGCAACCUAAGAGAUGACACCAAAGUGAUUCUUGAGCAAAUCUCCGCCAAUAGCCAGAAGAACCGUCUGGAGAGGGAAGAAACAGGAGGGGAAAAAGAAAGUGAAAAUGGGGAAAAGGUACUGGAGAGGCAAAACUCCUUAAGAAGAAAUCGAUUUCUCCGCCCACCAGGAAAUGUCCAGGAGAGGGAGGGACUGCUGAAGAGGAUAGAGAGCUUGAGGAAGGAGAAGAAGGUCUACAGCCGCUUUGAGGUAGCCUAUCACAGCAAGGAUGAUUUUUGCAGUAAGAAUAUGGGGAAUAACCUGGGAUAACGAGAUGGAGGAGCGACCUUUUAUAUGGAAACUAUUUAUGCAAGAUGAUCAAAAGAACAAUUGCCCAUAUGUGCCAACGACUCUAUCAAAGUACCUCUGUGGCUCCACACCACAGCCUUUCCUGACUUUCACACAAAGUAAUAAAACUUGAAGAGACAAUAUAUAAAAUGCUGAAAACAAACUUUGGAUAAUGAGUUUGGAAUGUGCCCGUUUGCCAAGUCUUGGUACUACUUUUACCAUUUAUGGUGACUGAGAUAAAGAAUUGACUCUACUUGUGCAGUGGCUGCAUGGGCUGGUGUUUCAUCAACCAGAAAAAGAUUAGGCAAAUUACCGAUAAUUGAUUUUGUAUGAACAUGACUGAGGGAGUUGAGAAAAUAAAAAGGAAGAAAGAACAUAUUGCUCCUGAGGGAACAUGAAUAUGAAUGAACAUGUAUGUGUGUCAGGUAGAACUUGUUUGAAACUGAAUGGGAGACAGUGCCUUUGUGGAUUCAACAUGUGCCAAUGGCUGACAAGGGCUUUGCUAAAGCUGGAAGGACUAACACACAGGAUAGAGAAUAUGCGGUAUGUUGUUAUGAAGAGGAAUAGACUUCGAUGAAGUGAUGAAUGUUGAAAAUGUAAGGACAAGUGUGCGAGAUCAUAGAGUAUAUGGAGUGAGACAAAAUUAUUAAGAAUAUGUUAACUCAAGUUAAAGUAGUUAAAGUAGAAUGGUUUCAAUCAAAAGAGCUUUUAGUGAACUUUGCCCUCUACAGAAAGAGAAGUGUACCUUUCCGUUAAGGCGUGAAAUUACUUAACAGGGUUAAGGAUAUCAAAUGACCAGUUAGAGAGGGGCCUUUCAGUGCUCAUGGUAGAGGAGUUGUGUUUGAAAUGUAAAUGUAAUGUUCUCUUUUGCAGUCCAUAUAAAUUGGAAAGUAAAACUGUACACAGCUGCCCUUAACUACUGCAAAAAAAAAAAAAAAAGCCAUUUUGAAAUUACUCCAAAUGUUCCAUUCUCAGAUAAUUAACAAGUCAUUAACUGUAAAAAAAAGUUGGACAAAAAGAGAAAGUGUGCAUUUUGCAGUACUGGAGCAAGGUAUUGCCAGCAUACACAAGUUAUCUAACUUCUUGAGCUACGCCCUGCAAGUUCCUUUGUUCAGUCUAAACAUAAUUAAACCAAGGGUUUAGUUUAAUUGUACAGUUUCCAGGCUGCUUGACAGCCCGGUUGAGCAUCAAAUAAUUCAGUCUUUGAUGUCUUUUGUAAAAAAUUUAAAAGAUUGAGUGGUCUUUUGCUAUGCAGACACAUCAGGGGCUACAGCUUUCUCAUGGGAUAAUGUAAAUAUUUAUGUAUAAAGAGCUUGGUGAUGUUUUAAUAAUGAAAUAAGAUUAUGGUCACCGUUACCUUACUUUUGCUGUGACUUGUUCUUUUUUAAUAAAGGUGUAAAUAUGUGGUCUUGGCUGUACAAAGUAAUUGGUGUUGAUUAGGGGAAAUGUGUUUUUCACAACCUGAGAUAGUAUUACAUUGUGUUGGAAAGUUUGCAAGUCUUUUAUUAAAUUACUUUGAAACUUAA